AUGCGCUUUCUCGCGUUCAUCUCCCUCUUACUGGGAUGUCUGUCUCAUUACUUCGUCUCUGCAACUAACAAUGGCAAGACAACCGAGGUGACAUGGGAUAAAUAUAGUCUCUCGGUAAAAGGCGAACGGGUCUAUAUCUUCUCUGGUGAAUUCCAUUACAUGCGACUUCCCGUUCCGGAGCUAUGGCUCGAUGUGUUCCAGAAGUUGCGCGCUAAUGGGUUUAACGCGGUCUCGAUAUACUUUUUCUGGAGCUUCCAUUCUGCCUCGGAAGGUACUUUCGACUUUGAAACUGGCGCGCACGAUGUCCAGCGAGUCUUUGACUAUGCCAAACAAGCCGGUCUCUACGUGAUUGCCCGCGCGGGCCCGUAUGACAACGGCGAGACCUCUGCCGGCGGCUUUGCUCUGUGGGCUGCAAAUGGCCAGAUGGGGAGCACGCGGACCAGCGCCGAAUCCUACUACGAGAGAUGGCUGCCGUGGAUCUUACAGAUCGGCAAGAUCAUUGCGGCAAACCAGAUCACCGAGGGCGGACCUGUGAUCUUGCACCAGCAUGAGAACGAACUGCAGGAAACGGUGCACAGCGCCAACAAUACCCUCGUCGUGUACAUGGAGCAGAUUGCGGCGGCUUUUGAUGAGGCCGGGGUGGUUGUGCCCAGCACGUCCAAUGAAAAGGGCAUGCGUUCGGUAAGCUGGUCAACAGACUAUGAAGAUGUUGGCGGUGCCGUCAACGUCUACGGUCUGGACUCGUAUCCCGGAGGCCUGUCUUGUACGGACCCGGACUCUGGGUUCAACCUCGUGCGCACCUACUAUCAGUGGUUCCAGAACUACUCAUACACCCAACCGGAGUUUCUGCCCGAGUUCGAGGGUGGAUGGUUCCAGUCAUGGGGUGGCUACUUCUAUGACCAAUGUGCUGCUGAACAGUCGCCCGAGUUUGCCGAUGUCUACUACAAGAAUAAUGUCGGCUCGAGAGUGACCCUUCAGAGCUUGUACAUGGCCUUUGGAGGGACAAAUUGGGGCUACAGUGCUACGCCAGUCGUCUAUACUUCCUAUGAUUAUGAUGCGCCGCUGCGCGAGACUCGUGAAAUUCGCGAUAAGCUCAAACAGACGAAGCUGAUCGGCUUGUUCACUCGCGUCUCAUCGGGUCUUUUGCAGACUGAGAUGGAAGGUAACGGGACGGGUUACACCAGUGACGCUAGUAUCUACACGUGGGCGCUUCGCAAUCCUGACACUCAGGCCGGUUUCUACGUGUUGGCACACAACUCAAGUCCCUCGCGUGCCGUGACUACAUUCUCGUUGAAUGUCAAUACCUCAGCCGGGGCUAUCUCAAUCCCCGAUAUCGAACUGGACGGCCGACAGAGUAAAAUCAUAGUCACCGAUUACCAAGUUGGCGAAACUUCAAGCUUGCUAUACUCAUCCGCAGAAGUUUUGACCUACGCCACUCUCGACAACCCUGUGAUUGUGUUCUAUCUGAACGUCGGGCAGAAGGGAGUCUUCGCCUUCAAGAAUGCACCCGCCCAUCUCACAUUCCGGACCUACGGAAAUUCUAAUGUGACUUCUGCGGCAUCAGAUCAUGGAACACAGUACUCGUAUACCCAGGGAGAAGGACCAACCGUCGUCAAAUUGUCCAACGGCGUUCUCUUAUAUCUACUUGAUAAAGAGACGGCCUGGAACUUCUUCGCUGUGCCCACAACAUCCAAUCCACAUGUCUCUCCCAGCGAACAGAUUCUUGCACUCGGGCCGUAUCUAGUCCGCGAGGUGACUGUCAGCGACAACACUGUCAGUCUCAUCGGCGACAAUGCCAACACUACAUCGCUCGAAGUAUAUACCGGCAACCCGAAGGUCACAAAGAUCAUGUGGAAUGGCAAAGUGAUUGCAACUAAGAAGACGGCAUACGGUAGUCUAAUCGGCUCAGCUCCAGGCGCAGAGGAUGCUAAACUAACUCUGCCCACCUUGAACUCCUGGAGGUCUCAGGAUACGCUGCCUGAGAUCCAGGCUGACUAUGACGACUCACGUUGGACUAUUUGCAACAAGACCAUCACCGUCAACCCUAUCCCACCUUUGACUCUCCCAGUGCUCUACUCCGGCGACUACGGUUAUAACGCGGGAACGAAGCUCUAUCGCGGUCGUUUCGAUGGGAAAAAUGCCACGGGGGCCAACAUCACCGUGCAAAACGGUGUAGCAGCCGGCUGGGCUGCCUGGUUGAACGGCGCUUAUGUCGGCGGUGCUCUGGGCGACCCGGACUUGGCUUCGACAUCGGCGGAGCUUACAUUCAACAGCUCCAGUCUUCGUGACUCCGACAACGUCCUGACCGUUAUCAUGGACUAUACGGGUCACGACGAAGCGAACGUCUCCCCUGCAGGACCUCAAAACCCCCGGGGGAUCCUAGGCGCCACACUCUUCGGAGCGAACUUCACAUCGUGGCGCAUCCAAGGCAACGCCGGCGGCGAAGCCAACAUCGACCCGGUUCGCGGGCCCAUGAACGAAGGCGGACUCUACGGCGAGCGUAUGGGUUGGCAUCUGCCCGGUUACCCGAUCCCAAGAACCGCCGGAACGGAAAGCCCUCUCGAUGGAGUAUCUGGAGCAGAAGGCCGCUUCUACACGACCACGUUCAAGCUGGAACUGGACAGAGACCUCGACGUUCCGAUUGGGCUGCAGGUCGACGCACCGACCAACACAUCCGCUGUCGUGCUGAUCUUCAUGAACGGGUACCAGUUCGGCCACUACCUGCCGCACAUCGGACCUCAGACCUUGUUCCCCUUCCAACCCGGCGUGAUCAACAAUGGGGAGAAUACGUUGUCGAUUAGUAUGUGGGCGUUGAAUGAGGGAGGUGCCCGCUUGAGUCAAGUGGAGUUGGUCGCGUACGGCGCGUACCGCACGGGGUUCAACUUUGACCACGACUGGGCGUAUUUGCAGCCGGGCUGGACAGAUCGGAGCCAGUACAGGUGA
This is a messenger RNA of Penicillium cinerascens, 2943 nucleotides long. RefSeq names its product glycoside hydrolase family 35 protein. Gene Ontology annotation, cellular component: vacuole. The coding region runs from base 1 to 2943 and encodes 980 amino acids. NCBI's taxonomy places the organism in Eukaryota, Fungi, Ascomycota, Eurotiomycetes, Eurotiales, Aspergillaceae. Gene Ontology annotation, molecular function: beta-galactosidase activity. The record is from RefSeq and is a predicted model, not a curated record. The transcript has 4 exons. Gene Ontology annotation, biological process: carbohydrate metabolic process.